Messenger RNA from Morone saxatilis (striped sea-bass), 2421 nucleotides. It is a transcript of the gene skor2, whose product is annotated as SKI family transcriptional corepressor 2. Gene Ontology annotation, biological process: negative regulation of transcription by RNA polymerase II; negative regulation of BMP signaling pathway. Gene Ontology annotation, molecular function: DNA-binding transcription factor activity, RNA polymerase II-specific; SMAD binding; RNA polymerase II cis-regulatory region sequence-specific DNA binding. The coding region runs from base 1 to 2421 and encodes 806 amino acids. The record is from RefSeq and is a predicted model, not a curated record. Gene Ontology annotation, cellular component: transcription regulator complex; nucleus. The transcript is spliced from 7 exons. Lineage: Eukaryota; Metazoa; Chordata; Actinopteri; Moronidae.
AUGGACAAGACCCAUCUUUCCAGCACUAAUGACAUCAUAAUGACGAGCUCAACAGGCCCCUACCAGCAGGAACCCCUGACUCCACCCAGACCCACCCAUCUCCACUCCUCACCCUCUUCCAUGUCCUCCCCCUCUCCAUCCUCCUCCUCAUCACCCCUCAAGCCCAACCAGGUCGGCCAGGUCAUCCUGUACGGCGUUCCCAUCGUAUCUCUGGUCAUCGAUAACAAUGAGAGACUUUGCCUGGCACAGAUUUCCAACACACUCCUCAAGAACUACAGUUACAAUGAGAUCCAUAAUCGUCGCGUGGCGCUGGGCAUCACCUGCGUCCAGUGCACUCCGGUUCAGCUGGAGAUUCUUCGUCGGGCCGGAGCCAUGCCCAUCUCGUCACGCCGCUGUGGCAUGAUCACCAAGCGAGAAGCCGAGCGCCUCUGCAAGUCCUUCCUGGGAGAGAACGCACCGCCCAAACUGCCCGACAACUUCGCCUUCGACGUGACACACGAGUGCGCUUGGGGUUGCCGUGGUAACUUCAUCCCGGCACGCUACAACAGCUCCAGGGCCAAAUGCAUCAAGUGCUCCUUCUGCAACAUGUACUUCUCCCCAAACAAGUUCAUUUUCCAUUCCCACCGCACACCAGACGCCAAGUACACCCAGCCCGACGCCGCCAACUUUAACUCCUGGCGAAGACACCUCAAACUCAGUGACAAAAUCCCAGCUGAUGAGUUAGUUUACGCGUGGGAAGACGUCAAAGCUAUGUUCAACGGAGGCAGCCGGAAGAGAGCGCUGCCCUCCUCAGCCCACUGUUCCUCCAUGGGUGCUAUGAAGUCCCUCCCAGGUUCGGUGGUGCCUCACAUGAUGGGACCCGAGCUGGGUGCUCAGAAAAGAAGCCGCUAUGAAGACGAGGAUGAUCUGGAUGGAGGAAGUCUGUCUCCCCGUAAGACCCCUCGUAACUACCCUGUCAUCCCUGUCCCAAGCAAAGGCUUUGGCAUGCUGCAGAAGUUCCCUCCCACGUCGCUCUUCCCCUCGCCUUACCCCUUCCCAGCAUUCGGCCUCUGCCAGCAGAAAAAAGAUGACAGUGAUGUUUCAGGUGCGCAGAAAGCGGCAGGGUUGUCGGGUCUUUUAUGGCCUGGCCGCAAAGACACUUUUUAUCCUCCUUUCUGCAUGUUUUGGCCACCAAGAGCGGCAGGAGGAAUCCCUGUCCCCACCUACCUCCAGCCUCAGCCCGGAGCCCUCUCCUCCCUGGCAGACAACCCCUCUCUCAGGCAGGCCUUUUUGGAUCUCUCGGACCCCAGCGAGCCUGGAGCUGUAGCUGGCAAUGGAAAUAGUGUCAGCGCCAACAUGGCCCCAAGCAGUGGGACUACCACACCCAGAUCUGGGCUGUUUGACCCAGAGUGCACGACAGUCACCCCUGAGCUUCGACCUGUGACGUCAGAGGGCUGGCUCAAACUCCUGGACACCCCAAACCUCCAAACCAGAAAGCCCAGCUAUGGCUCGGCCUUCCGCCCCGUCGUUAAAGAUGCGGAGAGCAUUGCCAAGCUCCACAGCAACAGUGGAGGAGUCACCGGGGCAACAGACGAGGACUUUGGGGUCGUGGUCACCAGGUCAGACCGCCACCAGCGGCUAUCGCCCAGCAGCAGCUGUAGUUACGGAAGUGAAAGCGGAGGUGAUGGAGAGGCGGACGGAGUGGAGAGUGAGGAGGAGGGGGAGGUGGACGUGGAGUCGUCGAAGCUGGAGGACGAGGAGGAGGAGGGGGGCUUCACAAGCAGGCUGCCACAGACUCAAACCAACCUGUACAUCCCUGCGCUGAGCGACAAUUCGGGAGACGAGAGGGGGAAGGAGAGAGGGAGUGGCACAGUGUAUCACAGCACCUCCCCUCCCUCCUCCUCAGACCCCAUCCAGCAGGAGUCCCCCAGCUUGCCUGCCUCCCCUCCUGCCAGCCUGCCUCUCUCCAGCUCCACCCCGCCUCACCGAGAGGACCCAGCUUACAAAAACGUUCACAAAAAUAGAGACGAAGGGCUACCUGCAUACGCAACCAAAGACAACUCCAGCAUCUCUGAUGAAAACAAAGAGCAGAAUAGUUUCUUUGUACCAGAGAGUGAGACGUCAGCGCCCGACUACUGGAGGGAAAGCUCAGGUGAUCAGAGCCAAGGUGCUGCAUCUCCUGUGCCACUAAAGAAGGAUGUUGAGAACAUGGAGAAAGAGGAGCUCCAGAAGGUUCUGCUGGAGCAGAUCGACUUCAGGAGGAGACUGGAGCAAGAGUUUCACGCUCUGAAGGGCACCUCACCGUUUCCCGUCUUCCAUAAUUUUCAAGACCAGAUGAAACGAGAGCUCGCCUACAGAGAAGAGAUGGUCCAACAGUUACAGAUGAUUCCCUACGCAAACAUCAUCAGAAAAGAAAAGAUCAGCUCCCAUCUCAACAAGUAG